Toxotes jaculatrix (banded archerfish) is the source of this 1077-nucleotide messenger RNA. RefSeq names its product excitatory amino acid transporter 3-like. Lineage: Eukaryota; Metazoa; Chordata; Actinopteri; Toxotidae. Gene Ontology annotation, biological process: L-glutamate transmembrane transport. The transcript has 11 exons. Gene Ontology annotation, cellular component: plasma membrane. Bases 1 to 1077 code for a protein of 358 amino acids. Gene Ontology annotation, molecular function: glutamate:sodium symporter activity; L-cysteine transmembrane transporter activity; L-glutamate transmembrane transporter activity. The record is from RefSeq and is a predicted model, not a curated record.
AUGAAUGGAGCGGUGGAGGUUGAACCGGUGUCUGCAGGAGGAGAGAGCACGCUGGUUAGUGAGGAACGGGAGAGCACAGGACAAAAGAUAAGAAAAAUCCUCACGUGGAUGCUUCAGCUGGUGACCGUUCCUUUCAUCGUGACUAGUGUGAUAACAGGCAUUUCUGGUGUAGACAUCUCCAUGAGAAUUGCUGUACGUUCAACAGCAUACUCCAUCUUCACCACUCUUCUGUCAGUGAUCACAGGGUUAGCACUGGUCCUGAUGAUCAAACCCGGGGUCGCUUAUGUUGUUGAGGCAGAAGAUGAGAAGUCCUUUUCUGUUGUCGAUACCUUAUUGGAUCUGAUCAGGAACAUGGUCCCACAAAGCCUGAUUCAGGCCUGUUUCCAACAGUACAAGACUGAGAGGCUGGAGCUUGAAAUAGAAGCAGAUGAGCCAAACUCUAGUCUGGAAAUGGUAUAUUUCUCAUAUGUGUCAAAUGCCACAGAAGUGCGACUCGUCGGACAUUAUGUGGAGAGACCCAACAUGCUGGGCCUCGUUGUCUGGUCUUUUGUUUUUGGCCUGGCCCUUAACUGGAUGCAGGAGAAAGGGAAAGUCCUGGUGGAGGUCCUCACUGUCCUGAAGGAGGCCACCAAAUGGGUCUUCAGCUUGAUACUGUGCUACUUGCCAUUUGGAGUCUUCUUCAUGAUCACAAGCCACGUUGUUGAGGUGCAUGACUGGGAAACCAUCUUCAAACUUACAUAUGAGGACAAAAGAAUACUCUUUAUUCACGGAACAAUCAUAUUACCACUGACUUAUUUCCUGCUUGUGAGACGAAACCCCUCAGCUGUCAUCAGGGGUGUGUCUCCUGCUUUACUGACAGCGCUGCUCACCUCGUCCAGCUCGGCCACGCUGCCGGUCACUUUCAGAUGCUGUGAGGACAGACUCAGCAUCAAGAAAAGGAUCACUCGCUUCAUGCUGCCCCUGGGGGCCUUCUUCAACAUGGGCGGAACUGCCCUUUACGAAGUGGCUGCAGCAGUUUUUAUUUCCCAGCUCAACAACAUCAAACUAGACCUGAACCAGUUAAUUACCCUCUUGUGA